Messenger RNA from Zea mays, 628 nucleotides. Its product is annotated as putative serine/threonine-protein phosphatase 2A regulatory subunit B'' subunit TON2. Bases 74 to 442 code for a protein of 122 amino acids. Lineage: Eukaryota; Viridiplantae; Streptophyta; Magnoliopsida; Poales; Poaceae. Gene Ontology annotation, biological process: regulation of dephosphorylation; microtubule cytoskeleton organization; cortical cytoskeleton organization. Gene Ontology annotation, cellular component: spindle. The record is from RefSeq and is marked predicted. The transcript has 5 exons.
CGCGCUCCUGAUCCUUAUCUCUGCGCGCGCUGCAUCGGCGCCCGCCGGGAGGCGGAUCCCGCCCGCCUCGUCCAUGUUGUGGGUCCGCAAUAUCCGCCGCUUCGUCGACACGGGCGCCGGCCUCGGAUCCGAGGCCAUCAUGGAACUGGAGACUAAAAGGAUAUUGCUUGAGAUUUUCAAGGAGCGGCAGCGGAAGAGUGCCGAGGCUGGUUCCAUCCCAAGUUUUUACAAGAAACCUGAAGAAGGAUCCAUUAGCUCUAGAGUUCAAAGGUUGGCCAAGUACAGGUUUCUAAAGAAACAAUCAGAGCUUCUGCUGAAUGCUGAUGAUCUUGAUGCCAUGUGGGUUUGUCUCAGAGAAAAUUGUGUUAUUGAUGAUGCUACUGGUGCUGAAAAGAUGAAUUAUGAAGAUUUCUGCCAUAUCGCCACAGUCUGCACUGAGUAGAUUGGUCAGAAAUGCAAACGAUUUUUCAGCCCUUCAAACUUCAUGAAGUCUGCACGGAGCACUUGCACAGAUUGUUUGGCUAAUUACAAGAUUAUCUCAGUGUUUUGGUUUGAAUUUAGAGUAUACUUAUGUAUGAAAUAUUGAUUGGUACUCAUUUAUAUUAUAUUAAUUAUAUUAUUAUUAAAU